Messenger RNA from Colletotrichum karsti, 1863 nucleotides. Its product is annotated as C6 transcription factor. Gene Ontology annotation, biological process: DNA-templated transcription. Bases 1 to 1863 code for a protein of 620 amino acids. The record is from RefSeq and is a predicted model, not a curated record. Lineage: Eukaryota; Fungi; Ascomycota; Sordariomycetes; Glomerellales; Glomerellaceae. The transcript has 3 exons. Gene Ontology annotation, molecular function: DNA binding; zinc ion binding.
AUGAGAGGACAGAAGACAGAGAUUUACGACAUGUGCAGGGCUGGAUCUGAAAAGGACCUUGUCGAACGCCUCAACCGUAUCGAACAAGCUCUCGAGGCGGCUCGGCGGAAUCAUGGCGCCCAGGAUCCUGGGGACGAGGGUCGGGACCAAUCCAUGUCCCCGUCGUCAUCGUCGGCGCCAAUGUCAACAGUCGGCGGCCCGGACGCCCCGGCCGCCGACGGUACCCCGGAGGCAUCCCAAGUCCGAGCCUAUGACUCAUCUAUGAGGGCUUCCGGCGCUACCGUAGGGAAGAUGCACUUUGCAGGCUACUACAUGGGUGAUAUUAGCUCUUACAAUGGCGUGCCCUUCUUCUCCACUGACGGGCAGGAAUGGAUUCGGUCCCGAGCUGGAGAGGACGCCUCCAUCCAGACCCUGUUCGCUCUGGGGCCCCUGUGGCAGACCCAGCACCCCGUUCCCAUCCUCCUGAACGGAUUCCCGCAAUCUGGUCCAGGAGGGGAAUUGCCCGAUAGGGCGACCGUUCAGGAGUAUCUGGCGCUAUUCUCGGCGUCUCAUUUUGCAUUAUCAUUCCCAGUCAUUGAUCAUGUCUUGUUCCAAGAGACAAUUGACGUUGCCUACCAGCCGUAUGAGGGAUCACCAAGUCUCGAGGUCGUCACGGCCAAGGCCCAAGUCUUUGCCUUCUUUGCAGUUGUGUCUCUUUUCCAGGAAGACUGGAAGUCAUCGCCCGAGAUCGAUGGCGAGGCCUGCGCAGGAGCAGCUCAGAGCCUGCUGGCGAUGAUCCUGCAGGACACGAACAUGCGGGCGCUGCAAACCGUCUUCUUGCUGAGUCUGUAUCACCUCUUUUGCGGCCACCUCCAGCAAGGAGCAAUGUUCCAUUCCGCCACGUGUCGAGUCUUGUUUAUGCUCGGGGGCCACCUCGAGCCCGGCAUAAGCCGAACCCCCCAUCAGUCACCCAAGGUUGGGAACGAUCAUGCAUUGCGUGAGCAGAAUCAGUUACGAAGGCUGUUCUGGUUGUCGUACAAGCUCGACAAGGAGAUCUCUCUCCGUACUGGCCAGCCACCAAGCAUUGAUGACGAGCAUUGCGACCUGACCCUCCCGCAAAUGGAUUGGUGGAAUCGUCAUCGUGAUGGCGAUAUGGGAGGAUCGCCGUCCUUCCUUGACGAAGCAACUAUCACGUCGGCAUUGCAACCGGACUCGCUGCAGUUGACCAUCAUCAAGUCAAAGAUCAGUCGCACCCUGUACUCUGUUGCGGCCCUCAAGAAGGGAGAUGCCGAGGUGCUGAGAGACAUCCGCGAACUGGACGACGAGCUGGAGCAAUGGCGAAUGUCGGUGCCUCAGUCAUAUCGACCGACUCUGACCUUUCCUCGGGGGACGGUCUGUGUCAGAAAAGGUCGGUUGGGUAUGGAGGAGAUCAUCCUCCAUUUCGAGUACCACUACCUGAUGGCCAUGAUCCAUCGAGCCAGUGGCAGAUGUCGGUGUUGGAACAGUGGUGAGGGUGGCGGAUUGGAGGGCGUCAGUUCAAGCCUGACGCUGUCGGUACAGGCCAGUCGGUCGACGUUGUAUUUUCUUCGAGCUGCUAUCCACGGAGUCGAGGAGGUGGCGUUCUGGAUGGUUGUCUUUUAUCCAAUGUCGGCAAUCCUAACCAUCUUCUGCAACUUGCUGCAUGAGCCGCUCAACUCCCAGGCAGAAGAGGAUAUCGAGCUGUUGAAGUCGGUGCCGAAGUUGAUCGAAGGGAUGCGGAAUCGACGCUUGACGCCACAUGAGGUCUCCCAUGUCAACAUGAUCGAUGCCUUUGUUGGGGAGCUGACCCGACUGGGUAACUGUGCUAUUGCGAAGGCGCGAUCCGAGCAGCAAAUGGAGGGAUGA